CAAAAAGAGCAUCUAAUGGACUCUUCGCGUCGCGCCCAGGGCAAGAAUGGCUCAACCAACGGCGCCCCGGCCACCAGGAAGCCCAGCACCCGUGUAAAGAAUGUCGUGGACUACGACGAGAAGCGCCACUUUGCCGAACUCACCGAGGAGGUUGAUGCUCAACCCGAGCCCGUUCCCAAUCCGGGCCUGAGUGAGCUCGAGGAGCGCGUCAACGACCUUAGCGAGUCGUGGGAGACCGAGUCUCUUUUUCAGGAUGCUUUGGAGGAUCUGGCCGAGGACAGGUUCUUUACCGACGACCCCGAGGCAUGCACCCCUGAAGAGGCCACCAACUUCCGCCAGAUGUUGCGCUCCGUUGGCCCCACCGUUUUCUGCGAGCGGACCAUCGGCUCCGGCCUCAUCACGGCCAAGAAGCUGCUCACUGCCUUCGGCAUCCGUCCGCCCGCCUUCCUCGAGGGUGCCGACGACGAGGCCUACUACUCGCUGUUGAGCCUCGCCCUCAGCCGGGAGCUCUCCAAGCGGGCCAAGCUGGUGCAGUACAACACCGUCGACGACGCCGUCGAGCUCCUCAAGAAGUCCAACAACAUCAUCGUCCUCACCGGCGCCGGCAUCUCCACCUCGCUCGGCAUCCCGGACUUCCGCUCCAAGGGCACCGGCCUCUACUCCAAGCUCGAGCACCUCGGCCUGAACGACCCGCAAGAGGUCUUCGACAUCAACGUCUUCCGCCAGGACCCCUCCAUCUUCUACUCGGUCGCGCGCGACAUCCUGCCCAGCCAGGAGCGCUUCUCCCCCACGCACGCCUUCAUCGCCCUGCUGCAGGAGAAGGGCAAGCUCCUGACCAACUACUCGCAGAACAUCGACAACCUCGAGGCCAAGGCCGGCAUCAAGCCUGAAAAGCUGAUUCAGUGCCACGGCUCGUUCGCGACCGCCUCCUGCGUGAAGUGUGGCCACAAGGUCCCCGGCGAGACAAUCUUCCCGGAGAUCAAGGCCGGCAAGAUCCCGCGCUGCCGCCGCUGCGCCCAGGGCAACCGCACGACCGCCAACAGCAGCGGCAGCAGCGCCAACGGCGGGCGCAAGCGCAAGGUGCACCGCGACGGCACCGAGAAGCGGAUCCGGCGGCGGCCGGGCGACUACGACAGCAACUCGGACUCGGAGUUCGACCACGCGGCGCCCGUCAUCACGGGCGCCUGCGGCGUCAUGAAGCCCGACAUCACCUUCUUCGGCGAGCCGCUGCCGGACGAGUUCGCGCGCCGGCUGACCGAGCACGACCGCGACCGCGUCGACCUGGUCGUCGUCAUCGGCACCAGCCUCAAGGUCGCGCCCGUGUCCGAGGUCGUCCCCUUCCUGCCGCCCCACGUGCCGCAGAUCUACGUCAGCCGCACCCCCGUCUCGCACGUCAACUUCGACAUCGACCUGCUCGGCGACUGCGACGUCGUCGUCGCCGAGCUCUGCCGCCGCGCCGGCUGGGACCUGCGCCACGAGAUGGUCCCCGACGGCCAGGUCGUCAGCAUCACCCCCGCUGACGGCUUCAGCAGCCGCCAUGUCUUCACCCAGGUCAGCCCGCCCGUGGUGAAGGCGGAGCCACCGCCGGCGGCGGCUUCUCCAGAGGGGGAGGAGGAGAAGGGCGGGAAGGCUAGUGAGGGGGAUGGUGAGGAGGGGGAGAAGCAGAAGAGGGAAGGCAGGAGGGGCGAGAGGAGGAGGGCGUGAUCGCCCACAGCUUUUGCUUGUCCGUUGUGUUGGACCUGGUGUUGCCUUUUUUCCCUCCCAUUGUUUCGCCCUUUUUCCUGUUUUCCUGUUUCGCUCCCCCGAGAUGUGCAUGAUACCCUGUGUUUUUGUCUUCUCCAUUUUUCCUAUCUGUCCAAUUCAAGUUCUUUUCAUCUCGGCUUUCUCCUCCACCAGCCUCCUUCAAGACUACCUUUCCAACUCUUUCAACCCCGGGCAAGAAGGCCGUCUGCCCACGGCAAAAGAGUCCCGGAUUGCUUGCCAUGUUGGGCCUGACUCUGUUCUGUUUUAUCUUUUCCCUCCCUUGUGGGAGAACCUGCCCGUUCCACUGUUCCGGGAGAGUACUUUUGCGACUGCGUUGAGCACAGGAUUGGCGCUGGGACUAUCUCAUGGCCGGCCGUUGACGGGUGAUAAUUUAUCAGGCUCAGCUCGCAGGGAGUUGACACUUUUAAUCAAAACUGGCUGUAAACGAACCAGGCAAUUAUACUUAGCGGGUGGGCUAGUUGGAGGAGGGUAUGUUUACAAUGUGUGAACCGAGCAAAGAUGUUUUUCUCUGA
Thermothielavioides terrestris NRRL 8126 is the source of this 2276-nucleotide messenger RNA. Its product is annotated as SIR2-like protein. The record is from RefSeq and is a predicted model, not a curated record. The transcript has 2 exons. Lineage: Eukaryota; Fungi; Ascomycota; Sordariomycetes; Sordariales; Chaetomiaceae. The coding region runs from base 16 to 1704 and encodes 562 amino acids. Gene Ontology annotation, molecular function: NAD+ binding.